AGUUUAGGUUUGUAGUUAAGAGGUCGUAUCCCCUACGUAAAUAUUUAGCCGCCCCCCUUUUGUUGACGUCUUGAGGUGGCAGGGUACAAUACUGGCUGGUUCCCGUGUUGCCCUUAACAACGCCUACAACAACUUUGAUGUUUAAGGCGUUAGCUAUUAGAAGAUACUGAAGUCCAUUGUUAUAACACUGAUAUGGUUGAUAGUGAGAGUGAAGGGGAGUGGAGCCCCUGGGGAGCUGAGGAGGAAGAGCACGCAACGCAACCACUGAUUGGCACACCUGCUUCACCAUCACAGAGAAAUUUGGCAAGCGGAAUGGAUGACACGAGGCCAACAAUACCACUUGUAGCAAGGCAUUCAAAGGGACAUGCUGCUCAGUAUCUCACUGCCUUUGCAGCUACCAUGGGUGCCCUGGCUGCUGGGACUGUGUUGGGCUACUCAUCUCCAGCUGGUCCUAAAUUAAUGUCUAAUACAACCACUGGACCGCUGCAUCUGACCACGGAACAAAAUAUGUGGUUCUCAUCGUCAAUGAACUUGGGAGCUCUGAUGGGGGGUCCUGUUGGUGGCCUGUGUCUUGGUGUUUUAGGUAGACGAGGCACAAUGCUGGCUUCCACGGUACCCUUUGUCGCUGGAUGGCUUCUUAUUGCAUUUGCACAAAACUUCGGAAUGCUGAUGACCGGACGCAUUGUAACAGGACUUUGUGCUGGUAUUACUUCCCUCGUUGUUCCUACAUAUAUUGGAGAAUUUGCUUCAGCUGAUGUAAGAGGGACUCUAGGUAGUGGGUUCCAGUUGAUGAUAACAAUUGGUGUGAUGUACGCCUAUGCAUUUGGAGCACUUGUCUCAACUUGGCAGCUUCUUGCAGGAUUGUGUAUAAUUCCUUCUGCCCUCUAUUGUAUACUUAUGCUCUUUGCAAAAGAGUCUCCAUAUUUCCUUCUCUCUAAAGGAAAAGAAGAGCAAGCUGCAGCAGCUCUUCAGUUCUUCAGAGGUAAGGAUUGCAAUGCUCAAACAGAAUUAGACCUGAUGCGGCAGUCCUUAGAAGAUGCUCGGCUUAACAAGGCAACACUGAAGGACCUCGCAAAGCCUUACAUCUUCAAGCCUCUCAUGAUCUCGCUUGCCCUUAUGUUCUUCCAGCAGUUCUCUGGGGUUAAUUCUGUUCUCUUCAACUUGACCACCAUAUUUAGUGAUGCAGGAUCUACUAUAUCUGAUAACAUGAGCUCCAUCAUCAUUGGAGUCGUACAAGUGGCCUCAACUUUCCUGGCUACUGUACUCAUGGACAAGGCUGGCAGGAGGUUGCUUCUGAUUGUUUCAGCAUCCUUCAUGGCACUCUCUCUUGUUGCGCUUGGAGAGUUCUUCUAUGAAAAGAUGGAAGACAAGACAUGGGCGGUAAACAAGUUGGGUUGGUUACCUCUCACCUCACUCAUCAUCUUCAUUACAGCUUUCUCAAUUGGCUAUGGCCCCAUUCCCUGGCUCAUGAUAGGUGAGCUCUUUUCACCCAAUGUGAAGGAGGCUGCUGGAAGUUUUGCUACUAUGUUCAACUGGAGUUUAGCAUUUGUGGUCACCUUAACCUUUGUUCCACUCCAAACAGCCUUGGGGACCUAUGGAGUGUAUUGGCUGUAUGCUAGUAUAUGUGUUGUCAACCUCGUGUUCUGCGUGACCAUUGUGCCCGAGACCAAGGGCAAGACAUUGGAAGAAAUAAAUGCAUACUUUGGUGGUCCUUCUUCUAUAGGUAUCACAAAUGCUCCCGAGAAUUAAUUAAACUAAGGUGGUUGUAUGCUAUGAUGAUAGUAUAUACAAAUAUAUUACAAUAUAUUGUGACUUCAUAUGGUUAUUGUUGUGAUUUUCAUAAAUAGGUAAAAUCUUUAUUGUUUAGUUUAAAGUGAUUGGCUUGUUAACAAAUUGCAUUUAUUUUAUUGUACAGUGUAGGUACCUGGUAAUCUAUUUAUUAAAA
Procambarus clarkii (red swamp crayfish) is the source of this 1945-nucleotide messenger RNA. RefSeq names its product facilitated trehalose transporter Tret1. NCBI's taxonomy places the organism in Eukaryota, Metazoa, Arthropoda, Malacostraca, Decapoda, Cambaridae. Gene Ontology annotation, molecular function: sugar transmembrane transporter activity. Gene Ontology annotation, cellular component: membrane. Gene Ontology annotation, biological process: transmembrane transport; carbohydrate transport. The record is from RefSeq and is a predicted model, not a curated record.